Messenger RNA from Bradysia coprophila, 2898 nucleotides. RefSeq names its product tyrosine-protein kinase Wsck (gene Wsck). Gene Ontology annotation, biological process: positive regulation of kinase activity; cell surface receptor protein tyrosine kinase signaling pathway; multicellular organism development. Gene Ontology annotation, molecular function: ATP binding; protein binding; transmembrane receptor protein tyrosine kinase activity. Gene Ontology annotation, cellular component: signaling receptor complex; plasma membrane. NCBI's taxonomy places the organism in Eukaryota, Metazoa, Arthropoda, Insecta, Diptera, Sciaridae. The record is from RefSeq and is a predicted model, not a curated record.
UCAUCUACGUCAACCGAACAAAAGUGUUGCAUCUUGAUUUGUCAAAAGUUUUGUUUUUGUUUAUUUUUAAAGUAACACACAAGCAAUGACUAACGAAAUAUUAAGAAUUUUACUCAAUAAUUCGAUGAAUUGACAAAGUGCCUUCACGAUCAUAUUCGACAGCAGCCACAAGUCGACAAUUUACUGGAAACAUUUGCAAAUUUAAUGGUUUAAUGUCAACUAUAAGAGUAGUUAGGUUAUGUGUAUGAACUCCGCCCAUAUUUUAACUGAAAAUGCGAUAUUUUGAAAGAUUUUUGCUAGUUUUAAGUGUUUUGUGGAUAAAAUGUGUGUCUGCAGAACAAGGAUUUGCCAUCGGUUGCUACGAAGUUUCCAAUUCUAAUCAAAGCAAUCAUCACCGUGUUAGAACUGUGGAUGAAUGUGUAGAUCUGUGUGAGAAAUCGUUUUUCGAAAUUGCAGCAAUAUCCAAUGUCUUUUGUUGGUGCACUGAGUCGAUCAAUGCGGUCGAACUGAACGAUACCGAAUGCAACAUUAAAUGUGUCGGUAACGCUAAACAAAUCUGCGGAGGACCAUCCAGUGAAAGCUAUUAUCAAACUGGUGUCGAGGUUGCCGGACCAGCGACUAAUGUUCGACAGGUGGAUAGGUCACAGACGUCAAUAACAAUAAAAUGGGACGAACCGCAACAGAAGAAAUUUCUGCGAAAUUACAUUGUCCGAGUGAAUCCAAUCAAAACAUUCGCGAAAUCUUUAUUACCUGGCCAAUGGACGGUGCCGAAAGAAAACAAUCAAGUAGACUUGUCGCCGCUGCAUCCUGGCACCACGUACCUCAUCGAAAUAGUGUCCAAUUCCGAUGCAGGCGAAGGUGGUGUUGCUGCAGUGACCAUUGAAACGGAAAUUGGUGUGCCCGAACCAGAACCUCAACAACCAACCGUUCUCAGUCGUGGCGAUACGUCACUUGUGAUAGAGAUUAAGCCACAGACAAACAUUAACGGACCGAUAUCCUUCUAUCACGUCAUCGUUUUGUAUGUUGACAAUGGACUGGUGCAGCAAUUCGAUGAGAAUCUUUUGACGAACUUCAAGCAAGCACAAGAGGAUGGAACAAAUUAUUAUAUAACGGCCGAAUUGGAGUACCAAGACUCAGUUCGUCGGUUUACAAUUGGCGAUGGACGGUAUUAUCGUGGAUACCAAAAUAUUGCGUUGACACCUGACAGUCAUGUUCAUGUAUCGAUUGGGAUCGUAAGUAAAAUGGGCAAUCUAACAACCCGUCGCUAUGCGUCAACUUCUCAUGAGCAACAUGACGUUAUGAUUACAAUCAGAGAGGAUCAAGAUGAGGGCCAAACAGACCUUGUCAUUGUCACGUUGAUUGUUGCCUGCAUCAUCUUUGGACUGUUACUAGUGUGCAGUAUCAUCGCAUAUUUCUAUCUUCGUGUUCGCUUGAAUCGUCGUCUACGUCGUCUUCCAUCUGAUCAUCACGAACUGACACUGCAGGGACCCAUUAUUGAAGUGGAAAAUAAUGGUUACAUACCGGAUGAUUACCUGAAAGGAAAUUUCGAACAAAAGCUGAACGAUUUGCUGGAUAGGGUUCCUGAUGCGCAGAAGUAUCCACGAAAUAUGUUGGCUUUGGAUGUCAAUAACAUAGUCGGUAGUGGAAAUUAUGGAGACGUUAUUGUUGGUCACUUAAACAGGAGACGGUGUCAAGUACAUGUCGUUUCUGAUGACAUGGAACCUCUCGACCAGAUGCAAUUCUUAAAAGAUUUUGCUCAAAUUCAACAAAUUUCGUCCCAUCAAAAUGUGCUCGGCUUUUUGGGCAUAUGUCAGACACCCGAUUGGUUGUACAUAAUGUUUGAGGAGGCAACAGUUACGUUGAAGAAACGUCUGAUCGACGCUCGUGUCACACCGAAUUUCGAUCCGCAUCGAUUUUCCACUCUAUCCGAAGAAUUCAUACUGAGACUACUUGCCGAACUGUCUGACGCUAUGGACUAUCUGUCGAUGCACCAGUUCGUCCAUAGGAAACUAUGUUCCUACAAUAUUUGCAUGACAUCGCAGGACGAAAUAAAAAUCUCAGCCUUCGGUGCAACGCCAUUUGACGACCAACACAAGGCCAUCGAUCUACUACGUUGGAGUGCUCCAGAAGUGCUACGUUUCCAUCACUAUUCCAUUAAGGGUGACGUAUGGUCGUUUGCAUGUUUAAUGUGGGAGUGCUGUAGUUUAGGUGGAACCUUGUACGCGAACAUCAGUUCGGGUGAUCUGCUAUCUCGAGUGAUCAGUGGAGUCAAACCGGAACGCUCAGCGUUUAUGUAUGACGACAUUUAUCAGUUAAUGUUAAACUGCUGGCAAUUGGAACCGAGCGAACGGCCAACAUUCGAAGAUAUCAGUCAGCAGUUGAGACAAUUGCUUACCUCGCCGAAGCACACAUUAUCAUUUGAUCGACGUGACGGUGUCUUGUUACCGUACUACCUACCACUGUUAGAGCAGCAAAAUUCCUAAACAGAAAUGCCAGAAAUUACGUAAGAAACGAUCUGAAAAAUGAAUCUCAUGUUGGUAAACUACAAAUUCGUCCAUUUUGUUCUUUAGAAUUGUAUUGAAACUAUUUUAGUCGGGUUCUCUUUUGCCCGACAUGUAUUUAUAAGCUGUUGUAUGGAAAGCAUACACAUCAACACAUGAGUGAAGCGAUGAUCACAAUCUUUGAUCAUGGCGCAACACAUAAAUUAAUCCUGCCACACGUACUCUAUGCAACGUUUUCUUGUUGUGAGUGAGGAAAGUCGUCGAAAUAUUUGUAAAAUCUAACAAUCAAUUUCAACUCUGGCUUUCCCACUCGAUCUUUUCAACUAUACAUUCCAUUAGCACUAAGCACUAACGAUUUUGUUCUCUAACUUUCGUACUUAAUCUUAAGACACUCAAU